Molecule: messenger RNA, 1076 nt
Organism: Folsomia candida
Lineage: Eukaryota; Metazoa; Arthropoda; Collembola; Entomobryomorpha; Isotomidae
Exons: 4
Coding region: 21-1001 (326 amino acids)
Source: RefSeq, a predicted model, not a curated record
CGGUUGAGCAGUCAAGUAAAAUGUUCGCUAAAACAACGCUUGCCUUGAUCGUCGUAUUGGGCGUGGUCGCCAUUUGUGUGGCGUCACCGUCAAUUUCCAGGAAGGAAAAUGGGGGUGAAUUUGCCGCAAGACCGACAAGACCACCUCGUCCGACACGGACUCCGAGGACAACGAGACCUCCGAGAACCACGACACCCACGACGACGGUCAGACCACCACCGGACGUGAUUCAAACCGAAGGAUGUGGCGGUGUGCUUGAAGGAGGUAGCGGUCAGAUCCAGUACACCAUUGGGGGUGGUCUCCAUUACAAUAACGGGAUCAUUUGCGUUUGGACGAUCCGAUCCCCGGGAACGGGACGAUUGUUCGUCACCCUGGACAGCGACAACUUCCCCAGCGACGACAAUGCCUACAUUUCCCUCCUGAACGUUGGAAAUCAAGCGGUUGUUGGGAAAAGUGGAAAAAUCUUAUCCGGUGACCGCGCCACCCACGAGGUGGAAGGUCAAGUGGCCUACGUUGUCUUCCGCUCGACACUAGGGGGAAGUGAGACCGGAUUUUCGCUCUAUUUCCGGGGCGAUUCGAACUCCGUAGACGAAACGCUGUGGACCGGGGGUAACAAGAGUCACGUCCAUUUCCACCACAAUCGGGCGCAAGGUGUCGCAGAAGAAUUUUCCUAUCCUAACCCUAGAGCGCGCUAUCAACCCAACGAGUUCGGAUCCUGGGUGCUUAAUCCAGAACAGCCAAAGAUGCUGAAUCGCCUGAGCCUUUAUUAUAUUGACUUUGAAGACUUUAGUUGCUACGAUUACAUCAAUAUUCAUCAAGUUGAUGGGGAUUCGGUCAGAUUGUUGGAAAAGAAGUGCAAUACGAACACGUACUUUUCCGGAAGUUUCAAAUACGACACGGUUCGAGAACCCUUCAUCGUAACGUUACAUACAAACUGGUAUAGUGAACGGACCGGAUUUAUUCUGUACUAUUCGAACGAUCGAGAUCGCUGGGGACGUUAAAAUUCUACUUAUCCUCUAAUAUACACACUUCUGUAGCAUUAUCGCCAAAAUAAAAUUAUUUGGAUGAUUAAAUAA